Messenger RNA from Lytechinus pictus (painted urchin), 5450 nucleotides. RefSeq names its product protein CIP2A homolog L-like. NCBI's taxonomy places the organism in Eukaryota, Metazoa, Echinodermata, Echinoidea, Temnopleuroida, Toxopneustidae. The transcript is spliced from 21 exons. The coding region runs from base 92 to 2803 and encodes 903 amino acids. The record is from RefSeq and is a predicted model, not a curated record.
AAAUUUUUAGCGGCUGUUUUAAAUUUUGAGGGAGAGAUCGCGAAGAGAACUGUCAAUUGUUUGUAACGUAAGAUCCAAAGUGUUUUUCAUAAUGGAGGCGACCUCUGUCGUUCGGUCAGUGGUUUUAGCAGCCAAUCAAUACAGCAGGAAUCAGAGUGAUGCGAAUCUAGCUCAUCUCCAAAGCAGAUUGGAUGUGUUGAUUGGAAUCACAUCCAGAGACAAGUCUUUGAGUUACUUUUGUCCUCGCCAGCUCCUGCCCAGCGAAUGCUUGACCUGUCUCGUUGACCUGGUCAAUGACCCUGUGACCCCGCUUGACCUCGCUCUCAAGACCAUGGUCUUGCUCUUCAAUCUAGCUGCGGAUUGUGAUGUCAGGGAAACACUUCAAGUGACCUUUAACCUCCCAGCAUCCCUUGCACUGUUCCUGAAAGUUCAGCGGGGUUCACCGAAUGAGACAGUCAUUGGACAAUGUGUCCAGCUUCUACAGAGAGUGACAUACAACUACAGGAUCAUCUACCCUAACAACUAUGUGGAGGAUUUGAUCCAGUUUUUACUAACACAGAUUCUUGGUCCAGAAUCAGACCUAGUGAUGCCUUGUUUGGGUCUUCUUGCGAACUUGUGCAGACAGAAUGUUUCUAUUCAGGCCCAUAUCAAAGCUAUGAAUAAUCUGAAAUCAAUCAGUAAGACGCUGAUUAGAUUCUUAUCUCACAGCAGCCGGACAAACAUCAUCUUCUCUCUCUCCAUCCUAACUAGUCUGUGUCUUAAUGAAGAACUUGGUGAUAAGCUAUUCAAUCCCCGAAAUAUCAAUCAGACGUUUCAGCUAAUUUUUAACAUUCUGAUCAACGGUGAUGGAGUUGUGACGCGUCGCUAUGCCGUCGACCUCUUGAUUGACCUUUUGAAGAGUCCCAGGAUACAACAGAGUCUUCUCUUGUUUGAGCAUUUUCAGCUGUGUUUACACAAGGUCUUGGGUUUAUUACCGACACAAGAUGAAGAAUCAGUUUGUAAGCUUUUUGAGUUGAUGUUGACAUUCUGCGGUGUGUCGGGACUCCGCCCAACGAUCUGCCGUAGCAUUAUGUCAUCGACCAAUCAGGGAAUGGACCAAUCAGAAGCCUUCUUUGCCGUGGUCAAGUGGGCCUCACGUCCGGUCCAGAGUAAUAAUACAGUCUCGCUGCUAGCCCUGGAUCUACUACGAGAGGUGUAUGAGGAAAUGUUAGACUCCGGUCUUGUGACCCAGCUGUCUCCGCGUACCGAUGUCACUAUCCCCAUGGCAACGGGAUUAAUCCUCCCUCUGGAUGAGCUAGAAGGUCCAUUCACCAAACAUAAACUUACAAAGAUCUCAAGAGUUAUGUGUCUUCUUAUGACUCUGAGCUGUGAUGAGGGAACGAGGUCAGAGUUGAGUCGGGUCAUGAACUUUGACCCCUGUCUGUCCAUCGUAGAAUACCAGCUUGAUAACAACCAGGUCGCCGUGAGUAAGACGAGGGUCAUCAACGAUGAUUGUGAUUGGAGUGACGCGGGCGUUGGAGCCAUUCUGCAUAUAGUCGAUCUGAUGGUGACGUUGCAAUCAAAUGUACCACAGCUAAAGACUACACUGAUACAACUACUUCAGGAUCAUCGGUUGGUUCCCUUUAUGGCACAUGGUCUUAGUUCAAGGGACAGGGAGAGAGUCCAUGUUAGUCUCAGGCUCAUCAGGGCUGCUUCAACGCUUCAAGAAUUCCCCACGAUAAUUCUUGGUGAAUGCAUCGCCUCCAACAACUCCCACAAUAUCCAGACCUCACACCAGGACCAUCAGAUGGAUCCAGCAGCACCCCAUAAUCUCAACCAGUCACAAACCAACAACUAUGAGAUGUCCGUGAUGGCAGCCAACCUAGAGGUCACAAGGUCAAAGGUCACCAAGGCAGACAACGCUGGUUUGGAUAAGCUUAUUGAUAGAAUGCAGACAGGCUUGGAUCUGAAAGACGUCAAAGCAUCAGAGAUUAUGGAUGUAUAUGAGCACAAACUCUCAGCACUGGCUACAAAAGAAAGUCACCUACAAGAUCUCCUGGAAGCGAAAGCAUUGGCGCUAGCCCAAGCAGACAGGCUGCUAGCUCAGUAUAGGUGCAGGAAAGCUCAGGCAGACAAUGAGGCCCGCAAGCUUCGUUCCAUGAUCCAAGAAUCAGAGAAGAGGAGUGAGGAAUACCGAGAUGAGCUCAGCGAGAAGACGGUCGAGAAAGAGAGGAUGGUGGGCGAGAUGAAAGCCAUGAUGGCUCAGAUUGAAAGACUGGAGGCGGUUGCUAGGGAACACGAGAGGUUAACAGCCGCCCACGCUGACCUGGGUCAAAGGUUAGAGAGUUUGAAAGAGACUCUGGAGUCCGAGAAGAAAGAGAGAGCUGGUCUCUUGGAGCUUCAUGAAAUGCUUACUAAACACACCGAAGCAUUGAAAAACAAGCAUGAAACGACGCUUGGUCAACUCGAAGAUCUUGAAAGCCAGCAAAAGAAUACAGUAAAGCAGCUCCACCUGACAGAGGGUCGGCUUGGUGAGGUCCAGGAAGAGCUGAAAGAUACGGAGAGAACGUUGAGGAAGACGGAGCGGGAGAGGGAAGAACUAGAAGGGGCCAUCGACAAACUGAGAGGCGAGCUGGCGAAGGCCGAACAGGCCAAGAAGAAACUAUCGCAGCAGGUGUCGAAGCUUGAGACGGAUUGCCGGCAGCAGAAGAGCACCGUCCGGGAGAAGGACGCCCUCAUCAGUCAGCAGAAGGAAGAACUGAAUAAACAGCAGCAAUUGACCCUGAUGAUACACAGUUUAACCAGUAAACAACAAGAAAAAUAAUAGAUCAUCAAACAAAGGCUCUCUCGGGACAUUAUUGUAUUGAAAUUUGCCCAUUCUUCCCACCUUAGCUAUACACAUGACUUACAAGUAUAAGGUGUAUGAGGGUUUAUUGGUUACUGCCAAGUAUUUCAUGAAAAGUCCUGUUGGUGAUUUUGACUGACUAGUUUGCUCUCUGCCAAUCAGAUGCAAGGAUUUCAGUAGCUUGUAACAAUAGUUGGUGAAAAUCAUUCUUCCCACCUGACUCACUCACAAAUAAAAAGUUAUUGGUAAGUGCAGUGCAUUUCAUGAAAAAAAAAUUAUUUUCACAAACUAGUUUGCUCUCAGCCAAUCAGAUGCAAGGAUUUCAGUAGCUUAUAACAACAGUCAGUGACAAUCACUGACUAUUUGUUUCAUGAAAUGGUUCCCUGAAGGUCUCAGGAGGACUGAUAUUCACCUCACCUGGGUUGAGUGCAGCACAAUGUGGAUUAAUGUAUUGCUGAAGGAAAUUACGCCAUGGCUGGGAUUCGAACCCACGACCCUCUGUUUCAAAGUCAGAAGACUAAUCCACUGGGCCACAACGCUCCACAUACAUUGCUUGUUGCUAUGUCAGAGAUGGCUUUUCAUAAUGAUACUUUUUCUUGGGAUGAAUUAUACAGAGAGGGAUGAGGAUCGACAGAAGAAUGAAGGAGCUGGGAAAAGAGAGGGAGAUGAAGAGAGAGGAGUGAGAGAAUAAUUUUAUACAUAGAUAUAAUGCUAAUUGUAAUAUAUUUAUUUAUCUGUUAUAUAUAAUGUUAAUAUCGAAACGUUUUGUCCACUGUACAUAAUAUUCAGUGUAAAAAGCAAGAAACCAAGGGCCUGUAACACAAAGCUUAGCUAUCAUCGUAGAACAUUUUUUAACAAUUGAUUGCAUUGACAACAACGUACGAUCAAUCUUAAAAUCCAGCUUACGACUAAUCGCUAACCUUUGUGAUAUGGGACCCUCAUCACACGUAACCACUUUUCUACUUGUAAUGGGCGGUUGUUCUAAGAAUGUGGGAGAAAACAAAACUCAGCAGUUAGUGGAUUAGAUAUACCUUUCGUGAAUUACUUUUGGCUUAUCUGACACCCUAAUCAUAUCUCAUAUUACCACUUAAUACCCCGCUCAAGAUUUUUUCAACGCAUAGAAGGAGGGGGGGAGACAGACAAUAAAAAUAAAGAAGUGUGGAAAUGGGAUAUUUAAAUAUCUGAAGAUAAAUGAAUUGAAUUGAAUUGAAUGGAGAUGGUUUUACAAUAUACCCUUAAAGGUCAAGUCCACUCCAGAAAAAAAGUUGAUUUAAAUAAAUAGAGAAAAAUCAAACAUGAAUAACGCUGAAAACUUCAUCAAAAUCGGAUGUAAAAAAGAAAGUUAUGACAUUUUAAAGUUCCGCUUAUUUUUCACAAAAUAGUUAUAUGCUCAACUCAGUGAUAUGCAAAUGAGAGAGUCAAUGAUGUCACUCACUCACUUUUUAUUGUUUGAAUUAUACAAUAUUUCAAUUUUUACGAAUUUGACAAUUAGGACCCCCUUGCUUGAACCACAAAAUGUUACAAUAAUGGAAUUCCAUGUGUUCAGGGAGGAAUUAAACUUUGUUUCACAUGACAGUGAUGAGAAAAUCAAAAUAUUUCAUAUUUCAUAUAAUAAAAUACAAAAGAAAUAGUGAGUGGGUGAUGUAAUCGGUUCCCUCAUUUGCAUACUGAACAGGGUGUGCAUAUAACUGUUUUGUGAUAUUAAGCGAAACUUUGAAAUGUCAUAACUUUCUUAUUUUACAUCCGAUUUUGAUGAAAUUUUUAGUGUUAUGCUUGUUUGAUUUUUCUCUUUCUAUUCAAAUCAGCUUUUUGUUGGGGUGGACUUGUCCUUUAAUUUACAAAAUAAUCUUGAUUCAUCUUGGUACCUGAGUUGACACCUGGGUCCCGUCUUACAAAGAGUUGUGAUUGAUCCAAUCAGCCUGAACUAUAUGAAAAUCCGUCAUUGUCAUCAUUUUUCCACCACGAAAUUUGCACAAUGUCCUUUGCAAACAUAGAGGAAGCACACUUUAUUAUCAAGAAAAAGAGUAAUGUUUGAAUAUACAUCAUAUCUAGAAAACAUUUUGAACAAGUAUGCAUUUUUGAAGUUGGCGUAGCUGGCUUUCCGUAGUUGUGGUUGAUCGGAUCAAUCACAACUCUUUGUGUGAUGGGGGCCCAGAUGUGAAGUUUGGCGCUUGACACAGGAGACUUGUUUGAGAUGGAUUAUAACAGCAGUGGUUUAUGAUGAGGAUAAAAGGGAUAUAGUCAAGGUUAGUACUACAAAGUCACAAGGCCGGUGGAGUAAAGCGCCUCCCAUAGAAUUUGUACGUUUGACCCGGGCCAAGGCCGUCAAACUGUGGUCUCGAGGACGGCCUUGAAUACAUGCCUGGAGGAUGAGCACCAUAGCAUUCACUAUAGGUCCAUGAUGAUGAUUCCAAUACUAGUCUUGUCUCUCAGACCUGAUAUCUUUACAGUGCCAUACCCCUCCCCCACCACUCACACUGCCUGACCAAGAUACUCAUCACCACUUCAAGGCAAACAUGAUUUUUGUAUUUUGAUUUUUAGAAUUUAAUUUGUGAAUUUCAUUUGUAUAUAAUACUUUUUCAUAUUCUAAUUGUAUUAUAAAGGAAUAAAGCUUAUUUCAAUGUGA